AUGAGCAUGCCAUCCCCAGAUCUCGAAGGGGGAGAGCAGAAGGAUGUCUCAACCCAAUCUGAAUGGAAGUGGGAGGACGAUCCUGAGAACCCGUACAACUGGCCAGCAAAUUUGAAAUUUCGACAAGCCUUGAUGAUAUCAUCUGCAGCAUUUACAACGUCUCUUGGAACAUCCAUCUUGACACCGGCGCACUCACAAUUCAUGGAGCAAUUUAAUGUCGGGAGUACACUUGCCAUCCUGCCAUUAUCGCUUUAUGUAUUUGCCCUGGCAUUGGGACCAGUGGUUGGAGGACCGCUUUCAGAAACCAUCGGUCGAUACCCGGUAUACGUCGGCGCGAUGGUAUUUGGCAGCCUAUUCACUCUAGGCGUUGGGUUCAGCAACAAUAUCGCGGCUGUUUGCAUAACACGGUUCUUUGCGGGACUUUGCUUCGGCCCCAUAUUAGCAAUCGCUGCGGGGACUAUAAACGAAACAUGGAGACCUGCUGAGCGGGCAGUUCCAUCGAUAACCUUUGUGUUGACACCGUUUUUGGGUCCGGGCAUAGCGCCCGUUAUUGGUAGCUUUGUUGUAACCCGGAAGGGUUGGCGCUGGACGCAAUGGACUUUAUUGUUUUUCGCAAUCUUCACUAUGAUCACGACGAUAUUUGCUCAAGAGACAUUCCAUCCAAUUCUCAAACGGCAGCGCGCCAAACGACUCGGUCUACCCCUACCCCCAUCAAUACCACUGUCAUCAAGAAUUCAGUUGUUUGUUACGAUCGCUCUCAUUCGACCAAUUCAAAUGCUCUUCACCGAGCCAAUCGUGGCCUUCAUUUCAUUAUAUGUGGCAUGUGAAUUUGCCACGCUUUUCUCCUUCUUCGCUGCAGUUCCUCUGGUGUUCCAGGGCGUCUACAGAUUCGACCUUGAAAAGUCAGGUCUGGUAUUCCUAGCCAUCGUGGUUGGGUGUUUCUUAGGCGCUCUUACGGUUUUGCUGUGUGACAUAUUUUUCUACCGUCCAAAGUCAGCAAAUUACCCUCAACAUCAAGCGCCCCCGGAGUUGCGGCUAUACCCAGCUAUGAUCGGGAGUUUUGGAUUGCCUAUUGGUCUGUUCUGGUACGGCUGGACGGCCAGAGUUGAUAUCUCGUGGGCCAGCCCGACCGUGGCAGUCAUGCUUUUCGCAUGGGGCAAUUUGUGUGUUUUCAUCGGUACAACUUUGUAUAUAGUUGAUACUUACCGGGGGAACACGGUCGCCAGUGCUGUGAGUGCAAACAGUCUGGCUAGAUAUGGACUUGCGGCUGUGUUUCCACUGUUCACUAUUCAAAUGUUUACGAAACUCGGCAUUGCGUGGGCUUCCAGCUUGCUUGGGUUUAUCGCCAUCGCGCUUCUGCCGGUGCCUUGGGUAUUCUUUAUGAGCGGGCCAAAAUUGAGAGCGUUAAGUAAGUUUGAAGAGCUUGAGCCUUCGGAGUAG
Messenger RNA from Penicillium odoratum, 1440 nucleotides. Its product is annotated as MFS transporter. Bases 1 to 1440 code for a protein of 479 amino acids. Gene Ontology annotation, biological process: spermidine transport; spermine transport; transmembrane transport. NCBI's taxonomy places the organism in Eukaryota, Fungi, Ascomycota, Eurotiomycetes, Eurotiales, Aspergillaceae. The transcript has 4 exons. The record is from RefSeq and is a predicted model, not a curated record. Gene Ontology annotation, molecular function: spermidine transmembrane transporter activity; spermine transmembrane transporter activity.